Funneliformis caledonium is the source of this 668-nucleotide messenger RNA. The record is from the annotation of a GenBank genome assembly. NCBI's taxonomy places the organism in Eukaryota, Fungi, Glomeromycota, Glomeromycetes, Glomerales, Glomeraceae.
GUGCCAAACCAAAUUCAGCAAUUACUCCACUUUCUGGUUUAAAUGCAGCUCAGCAAUGGUAUCUAUUUGAUGAAGAUUGUAUUCGGGUUUUAGGUUCAGAAGAAGCUUCAAAACAUAAAUUUAUAAAUACCAAGUGUGCAUGUGCAAAUCGUCUUAAAAGUUGUUCUUAUUGGGUCGAAAGACAUACCUCAGAACAAACUAGGGAUGAAGGGAAAGGGGAUGAAGGGGACGAAAAAGGUGAAAGGAAUGCAUUUCAAUUAACUUUUCAUACUCCACUAUCACAAUUACCUCCGUCACGAAAUUUAAACAACUUUUUUUAUACAACACCAUCUAUUACAUCACAUAGAAGUAGUGUAACUGAUAUAUCUAAUAUAUCAUCUCAAAGUUUUAUUCCGCUUGAUAAUUAUGUAUAUCCAAUUAAAGAACUUUUUAAAUGGAUUAACCCAAUAUUAUGUUUGCCAAGUCAAAAACAGCUUAGUGAUCGAAUUCUUGAAAGAACUACUAACAAAAUUUCAGAAACUAUUCUUAAUGAUGCUAUUAAUGAUGAUCUUGAAAAUAAUAUGAUUAUCUGGAAAAUUGAAGAUAUUAAUGGAAAAAGAUGUAAAGGUGAUAUUGUGAUAGAUGAAACCAAAAAAUCUUUUGAACAACUUGAACAGAAACAAAUUAAA